Papaver somniferum (opium poppy) is the source of this 783-nucleotide messenger RNA. Its product is annotated as UDP-glycosyltransferase 74F2-like. Bases 1 to 783 code for a protein of 260 amino acids. The transcript is spliced from 3 exons. The record is from RefSeq and is a predicted model, not a curated record. NCBI's taxonomy places the organism in Eukaryota, Viridiplantae, Streptophyta, Magnoliopsida, Ranunculales, Papaveraceae.
AUGUGGAUUAGCAAUGUGCGAUAUUUCGCCCCUACAGUUCAAGAUCAAGAGAAAAUGAUGAAAGAGCUAGAUCAGGAGGAUGGUACCAAAAAUGAAGGUCACAUACUAAUUGUACCUUACCCGAGCCAAGGUCACAUUAAUCCCAUGCUCCAAUUCUCAAAGAGAAUAAUCUCAAAAGGUCUCAAAAUUACCUUAGCAAUCAUACUCCAUGCUUCAAAAACAAUGGGAACUAAAAUCGACCUCCCGAUAGCAAUCGAGACGAUUUCAGUUGGUUUCGAUGAUGGUGGUUCCAAGGAAGCUGGUGGUCUGAGUGUUUUAGAUGUAACGAAGGAUCUUGGCGUCAUUGGGGCUGCAUUCUUCACUCAAUCUUGUAUUGUUGGUGCACUUUACUAUAGUGUGCAAAAGGGUCUCGUGGAAACACCGGUCCCGGCUGUCCAAGCCUUUUCAGUUCCGGGGUUGUCACCGUUGAGUGUUUCUGAUGUUCCGUGUUUUGUUGCUGGCGUUGAACCAUAUCCAUUUUUGUUGGAUUAUCUUGCGAACCAAUUUGCUAACAUACACAAGGCAGACUGGGUUCUAUUCAGCACAUUUGACAAGUUAGAUUCCGAGCAAAUGGAAGAAGUUGCAAUGGCACUAUCGGAAUGCAAACACAAUUUCCUAUGGGUAGUUAGAGCAGCAGAGGAAUGCAAGAUACCAUCCAAAUUUCUCGAGGAGAUAACUCCAGAGAAAGGACUGAUAAUUAGAUGGUGCCCUCAGUUGGAAGUUCUGUCUCACCCUGCAGUAUGA